Eruca vesicaria subsp. sativa (arugula) is the source of this 1098-nucleotide messenger RNA. Lineage: Eukaryota; Viridiplantae; Streptophyta; Magnoliopsida; Brassicales; Brassicaceae. The record is from the annotation of a GenBank genome assembly.
UUAUCUUUGAAGACUUACAUGGAAAAUAGAGAUAACAACAAAUAUAUCAAAAGGAACCGCGUGGCGUGGAAAGUACGGCUCGAUCUUCCUCUGUUUCAAUAAAAGGCGGAACUAUUUAUGCAGACGAUCAUCGUGAUCUCUAGAUUAUUAGAUAUCGCACUCUGAAAAUUUCAAAAAUCAAAAUCAAAUCUCUUCCUUCGUCUCAGGUCAAUCGUCAAGAAUCAGAAAACCCUUAAGCUUCUUGUGUUUGACUACUCUUGAGAUCAAAGUUUGAAAGAAAAAAAUGGGAGAUGAUCAGAAUAAUCACAAUGACAAAGGAAUCUUUCACCACUUAGCUGGAUUUGCAGCUGGACAAUACCGACCUCACGGCCAUCAUGGUUAUGGUCAUCACGGAGCUCCUUAUCCAUACCCUCCCCCUCCUCCUCCUCAUGGCUAUCCUCCAGCUGCUUAUCCUCCUCACGGUGGUUACCCUCCAGCCGGUUACCCUCCUGCUGGUUACCCUCCUGCUGGUUAUCCACCUCACGGUUAUCCCGGUCCAUCUCACUCUGGACAACACCACGGAGGUAUAGGAGGGAUGUUAGCGGGUGGAGCGGCUAUGGCAGCUGCGGCAGCUGGUGCUCACCAUAUGUCUCACCACGGACACUAUGGCCACCACCACGGUCACGGCUAUGGCUACGGGUAUCACGGUCACGGUAAGUUCAAACACGGCAAGUUCAAGCACGGUAAACAUGGCAUGUUUGGGAAGCACAAGGGGAAAUUCUUCAAGAAAUGGAAGUGAUUUUUUUCCAAAAAGAUUCAUCUUAUUCAUGAUACAUUAUAUCAUCAUUAUGUAAUAACAACAUAUAUUGACUUCUCCGAGGAAUUUACAUGGUUAUUGUGAGCCUUAACUUCCAAGAGCUUAAACCGUAGUUGUAACAUCCCGAUCCCCCGGCGUCCGACCGGGGUUCAGCAACCGGGUGUUACGGACACGUGUCUACUCAACUAGACAACCCUACGUGUCCUUACUGGUCCCAGGAGUCGGCGGACGCAUCUUUAAUGAAAUUCGAUCCACCCAUAUCCACAUACUUCUACAUACAGUCCUGCGCAUAGGGAAAACGG